Ipomoea nil (Japanese morning glory) is the source of this 1184-nucleotide messenger RNA. RefSeq names its product histone H2B type 1-P-like. The transcript has 2 exons. NCBI's taxonomy places the organism in Eukaryota, Viridiplantae, Streptophyta, Magnoliopsida, Solanales, Convolvulaceae. Gene Ontology annotation, biological process: nucleosome assembly. The record is from RefSeq and is a predicted model, not a curated record. The coding region runs from base 230 to 979 and encodes 249 amino acids. Gene Ontology annotation, molecular function: structural constituent of chromatin; DNA binding; protein heterodimerization activity. Gene Ontology annotation, cellular component: nucleosome.
UAUUUAUUAGGCCCAAUAAAUAAUACAUUCGUGAAUCGUCUUCGGCUUUUAACCUGUCUCUUCCAGUUUUAACCCACGUAAUCAUUUUCACACCAACUCUCUCGACACCUGUCUUCCACGUGGCAGUCCCUCGCAAUCCUGACCGCUGUUAAUUCUCCAAAAUUUAUCUUUCAAAAAGCCCCCCCAUCCAGCGAGGGAAUAUUCAGAUGCCCAGAAGAAAGAAGGAAUAAUGGCACCCAGAAAGCGCCGAGGAAGGCUGAGCGCGGUGGUCACAUCCCGGAAAGUGGUUGAAGAAACCGUCCAAGUGGUGGUUACUGCCGCCGCCGGAGAAACCGAGUAUCAAUCCCAACCAAACGUCGACGCGUUCGCCUCUCAGGUUUCCGAUAAUGGAACUGAACAAGUGGAGGUUUCCACCCCGCCGGCCCAAGAAGAACCUCCCAUAGUUAAAAGAACGAUUCCCGUUGAAGAUAAGAGCGGUGACGAGUCACCGCCGCCGCUUCAAAACCAAGAAAAUGAAGAAGACGAGACACAACCGGCGUCAGAACCGGAACAGAUACCGGCACCGCCUCUGCCAAAGAAGAAAGAGGAAGAGCAAACCAAAAGGAGCACGAGAAGUGCUCCACGAGAUGGCGGUGGCGGCAAGAGGAAGAGAAAACGGCGGUGGGGGAGAAGUGCGGGCAGCGGUGAAGGGUACAAGAGGUACGUGUUUAAGGUGAUGAAACAAGUGCACCCGGAUUUGGCGAUAUCGUCGAAAGCCAUGACGGUGAUCAACAACCUGAUGGGAGACAUGUUCGAGAGGAUAGCGGUGGAGGCGGCGACGCUGUCAAAGUACAUCUCCCGGGCGACGCUGUCGUCGAGGGAGAUUCAGGACGCCGUCAAGUUGGUGCUGCCGGGAGACCUGGGAAAGCACGCCAUUGCCGAGGGGACAAAGGCGGUCACCACUUAUUUAGGCACAAAGUCAAACCCCAAGCCAAACUGAUGUAUUUCUGCUUUGUUUUAUUUAUCUUUUAAGCAGUUUUAUGUGUGUAUUAUUAAGGUUAGUUGUAUGGAGUCCCAUGUAGUCAAGGGCCUUUUCGUCAAAUUGCGUGUAUUGCAUUGCAUGCUCGCUCGGCGUAGGUAGUUUAUGUAAUUUGAUAGGAAACGAUGUCGUUUGUGUAUGUAAAUAUAUGUUACGUUGGUUGCCC